CAUAUAACUCAAAGAAGAAGCAGCAGAAGAAGAAGCAGCAGAAGCAGAACAGAAGAAGAAGAAGGGAACCCAAACCUAAGCUAAGUGGAGCUGCCGUCGAACUCGCGGUUUUUUUAAAUUUGAAAACAAAAAACACACAACAAGCUGCUCUUGGCUAGCAGGUCGACUGUACACGGGGAGAGAGCAGCCGCACAUUACUGGCUCAGUGGUUACAUUGCAGUGAGCAGGGCAACUUCACCAGGCUGACAUGACGGGGAUCGCACCUCCGGAGAAGGCGCCCAGCCCCAAGAAGAAGAGCGAGAGGAAGUGUGCCACCAAAGAGGAGUACAGGCAGCUGUCCAGCAUCAUGGGCGUCAUGAACAACCUGAGGAAGCAGGGGACCCUCUGUGAUGUGAACCUGGUGGUUCAGGGGAAACACUUUCCUGCCCACAGAGUGGUGCUGGCUGCUGCAAGCCACUUCUUCAGCCUCAUGUUCACCACCAGAAUGAUGGAGUCGACGUCCCAUGAAGUGGAGCUCAGGAGUGCUGAGCCCGAGAUCAUCGAGCUGUUGAUUGAGUUUGUCUACACAGCUCGGAUCUCUGUGAAUAGCAGUAAUGUCCAAUCAUUGCUGGAUGCAGCCAACCAGUACCAGAUUGAGCCUGUGAAGAGCAUGUGUGUGGAGUUCCUCAAAGGACAGAUUGAUGCAACAAACUGCCUGGGUAUUUCAUCCCUUGCAGACUGUAUGGACUGUCCUGAGCUGAAAGCCGCAGCAGAGGACUUCUUCCAGCUCCACUUCACCGAAGUCUACAAACUGGAUGAGUUCCUGCAACUGGACGUCACAAAACUCACACAUGUACUGCACCAGGACAAACUCACUGUCCGCGCUGAGGCCCAGAUUUAUGACGCAGCAGUGCGCUGGCUGAAGUACGAUGUGUGUAACAGACAACAGUACAUGGUGGAGGUUUUGGGGUGUGUUCGCUUCCCCUUGGUCUCCAAAACCUUCCUAUCUAAGACGGUGCAGGGUGAGCCCCUCAUCCAGGAAAACCCUCAGUGUCUCAAGAUGGUCAUCAGUGGAAUGCGCUACCACCUGCUGUCCCUGGAGGAUCGGGAAGACCUGGGAGAGAGCAGCAGGCCGAGACGCAAGAAGCAUGACUACCGCAUCGCUCUGUUUGGAGGAUCCCAGCCACAGUCCUGCCGCUACUUCAACCCCAAGGACUCCAGCUGGACAGACAUCCGCUGCCCCUUUGAGAAGCGCAGGGAUGCCACAUCCGUAUUCUGGGACAAUGUGGUCUACAUCUUGGGUGGCUCCCAGCUCUUCCCCAUCAAGCGCAUGGACUGCUACAAUGUUCUGAAGGACAGCUGGUACUCGAAGCUGGGUCCACCCACACCACGCGACAGUCUGGCUGCCUGCGCCGCCCAGGGAAAGAUAUACACAUCCGGGGGGUCAGAAGUGGGUAGUUCAGCCUUGGACCUUUUCGAAUGUUACGACACAAGGACAGAGUCGUGGAAGGUGAAAACCAGCAUGCUGAUGGCCCGCUGCAGCCACGGCUCGGUGGAGGCUAACGGGCUCAUCUACGUCUGCGGAGGAACAGUGGGCAACAAUGUGUCUGGCAGGGUCCUGAACAACUGUGAGGUCUAUGACCCAAACACACAAAAAUGGAGGGAGUUGUGUGGGAUGAGAGAGGCCAGGAAGAACCACUGCCUGGUGGUGGUCAACAACAGGAUCUAUGCUGUUGGAGGGCAGGGGGCGAUAGGUGGACUUGACUCGGUGGAGUUCUACGACAUUGCCAGUAACGAGUGGCGUGCUGCCGCGGCGAUGCCGUGGCGAGGUGUGACAUUGAAGUGUGCAGCGGUCGCCGAUGUCAUCUAUGUGGUGGCAGGUUUCCAAGGUGUGGCAAGGCUUGGACACGUCCUGGAGUACCAUACUGACACUGACAGGUGGGUGACUUGCAGCAAGGUGCGUGCGUUUCCUGUCACCAGCUGCCUGAUCUGCGUGGUUGACACGUGUGGUGUCAACGAAGACGAAGACAUGGACCUGAUCGACUCUCAGGCGCACACUGCAGCCACUGCCCCUCCAUCUGCCUCAACCUCAACAUCCUCAUAGGAUGUGAGGAAGUUUAAACCAUUUCAAGCUGUGACAGUUGUGGCGGCCACUGCAUUAGGCCUCCAAUAGAAUAAGGAGCUGAUUUAUACGAGGCAAGGCCUGACUUUUCACGAAGAGUCAGUCUUACUUAGACCGCUCACACUAAACCGAAUAUUCACUUGUGUACUGUAGGUAGUUAACCGUAUGUCCGGUGGCCAAAGUUCUCUAUAAUUUUUUAUCUCUACCUGAAUUUCAGGACUAAAUGUUUAAGUUCCAUUGGGACACUAUCUACAAUUUUGUAGUUUUCACUGUACAGAGAAAUAAAUAAACACGACAAACAUUUUUUUCUCGGCCAUAUGUAGUUACUAGUAGAAACUAACUGAAUGUGGUCAUUUAAAAAACAUGGGUCUGAGGUUUUUUCUUAUAUAUUUUUUAAUAUAGAAAAAAAUGGCACAAAAUGUAUAAGUAUAAAGGCAUCUUUAAUAAAAUGGAAUAAAACUUC
Messenger RNA from Scophthalmus maximus (turbot), 2564 nucleotides. It is a transcript of the gene klhl7, whose product is annotated as kelch-like family member 7. The transcript is spliced from 13 exons. The coding region runs from base 248 to 2083 and encodes 611 amino acids. Gene Ontology annotation, cellular component: Cul3-RING ubiquitin ligase complex. Gene Ontology annotation, molecular function: protein binding. NCBI's taxonomy places the organism in Eukaryota, Metazoa, Chordata, Actinopteri, Pleuronectiformes, Scophthalmidae. Gene Ontology annotation, biological process: protein ubiquitination. The record is from RefSeq and is a predicted model, not a curated record.